Grammomys surdaster is the source of this 679-nucleotide messenger RNA. RefSeq names its product RNA polymerase II subunit I (gene Polr2i). Gene Ontology annotation, biological process: maintenance of transcriptional fidelity during transcription elongation by RNA polymerase II; transcription-coupled nucleotide-excision repair; transcription initiation at RNA polymerase II promoter. The record is from RefSeq and is a predicted model, not a curated record. The transcript has 6 exons. Bases 261 to 638 code for a protein of 125 amino acids. Gene Ontology annotation, molecular function: zinc ion binding; nucleic acid binding; DNA-directed RNA polymerase activity. NCBI's taxonomy places the organism in Eukaryota, Metazoa, Chordata, Mammalia, Rodentia, Muridae. Gene Ontology annotation, cellular component: RNA polymerase II, core complex.
GCGCACCAUAGUCCCAGCCCUUGUCCUAGAUCCAUACCGCUCGGAGUUGGGAAGCAAGGUUCCGAAAUCGGGAGUACCAGAGGGUACGAAAGGAUUGACGCAAACUGUCAGCCAGUUUGAUAAGAAUAAGAUAAGGAAGAUCCCGUAAGAUAAGGAAGCCGCGCGUGCGCGCAGCCCCGCCCUAAUUUGGUGCAGCCACGCGAUCUGACCCUUCCCGCGGUCCGUAGCGCGGCCACGCAAGCGCAGAGAGCUCAGCAGCUAUGGAACCCGACGGGACGUAUGAGCCUGGCUUCGUGGGUAUUCGCUUCUGCCAGGAAUGUAAUAACAUGCUGUACCCCAAGGAGGACAAGGAGAAUCGCAUUCUGCUGUACGCGUGCCGGAAUUGCGAUUACCAGCAGGAAGCCGACAACAGCUGCAUCUAUGUGAACAAAAUCACGCACGAAGUGGACGAGCUGACCCAGAUCAUCGCAGACGUGUCUCAGGACCCUACGUUGCCCCGGACCGAGGACCACCCGUGCCAGAAGUGUGGCCACAAGGAGGCAGUGUUCUUCCAGUCACACAGUGCCAGAGCUGAGGAUGCCAUGCGCCUGUACUAUGUGUGCACUGCCCCACACUGCGGCCACCGCUGGACCGAGUGACCCUUCCAUCCCUCCACCUAUAAUAAAUGCCAGUUUCUACA